Molecule: messenger RNA, 2541 nt
Organism: Ruditapes philippinarum (Manila clam)
Lineage: Eukaryota; Metazoa; Mollusca; Bivalvia; Venerida; Veneridae
Exons: 2
Coding region: 339-2450 (703 amino acids)
Molecular function (GO): protein binding
Source: RefSeq, a predicted model, not a curated record
UAUUUCUGUACAUGUUAAAUUACGAAAAUGCUUGUUUACCUUAAAAUAAAGCAUUUACAAUGGCAAUGCACAUUCAGUCUUCAAAUUGCUAUUUAUUGUGUUCUAUUACAGUUCAGACAACGAUUCUAAUUGGCAAGUCUCUAGGUCCAUUUCUUGCUCACGUACGUAUGAUAAAGGGAAGUAACCUCGCGCAGAGAAAUCACACAUUUUCGGCCCUUUCCGUAAAUUAAUCGAGGUGUUCCGAUUGCCAAAUGCGUAGCUUUAUCAACAAGGUGGAAUUCCCCCUAGUUUUCCUUUUCAAUUUAUGAUCAAGUUUUCAAGCUGCUUAACUUAACAGGAUGUCGGAAAUUCCUGAUUACACUCGCAAUGUGUCACUCAGACUGUCUAAAGUACUUGAUGAGAUAGGUGUGAACGAAAGAAUGGUAAUAAAACAAAGGCGACUACGUCUGUUUGAAGAAACAUUAAAAACAAUAGGACAACAAUUAUUAACACAUGGAGAUGUCAAUGUGUAUUCCUUAGGUAGUAGAGUAGAGGGCACUACAACAGUUGGACUUAAUUCUGACACAGAUUUACUUUUCACACUUCCCAUGUACAAAGUGAUACAAGACUGGAGUGAAUGGGAACCUGGUAAACAAAACCUGUUAAUGAUACAGGAUGAUACUGUAUCACCAGGAUAUUGCUUAUUACAGAUACUAAGAAAGGAUGCUCCACUUCAAGAAGAUAAUGUGUGUAAUCAGAGCUGGUAUAGCGAUAGAGUAGGAAGAGUAUUAUUAAAGAAUUCAAUAGUUCAUCCAGCGGCGGAUGAUAGGCGUGUUAGACAUGGUCCAGCACGAUCACUGGGUGAAAUACCUGGCUUCUAUGGUGAUGACAUUGUCCUUGGAUUUUUUUGUCAACAGUGGCCAUUGCAAGCUAGACAAUGGAUGAAUCAGCAAGUUGAAGGUCAGUGGCCUACAAACGAUAUGAAACAGUAUUGUAAAGAUAUGGGGUGUUUCGUUGUAGGAGUUGGAAGCAGAUACAGUGUUAAUGAAGAACUUGAAUGGAGAAUAUCCACUUCCCUUGCCGAGCGAUAUUUAAUGUUUAGUCUCAAUAUAACACAAAUCAGAUGCUUUGUCUUAAUGAAAAUGAUUCUUAAAACGUUUAUAACCACACAAUGCCCUGAUAGCAUUUCAAGUUUUAUGUGUAAAACGGUCUUACUUCAUAGUAUUAAAAGUACAGUCAACAAUGCUUGGAACGAAAACACCUUACUGAUUUGUCUAAAUUACUGUCUAACAAUACUUUACAAUUGUAUUGUAAAUGACUAUUGCCCACAUUUUAUCAUCCCAGAGAACAAUUUAAUGGCGAGACGUUUUACUGUAGUAACAAAACAAAUCAUACUAGAUAGACUCUCUUACAUUAUAAGCAGUAACGGAAGUGCUUUACUUGAAAUAGAAUGUGACCAACUUGGGUUUAGAAUUCAAAACACAUUUUUGAGAUUAGUAGAGAUUGUUCCUGAAUACAUGUCUUGUAUGAUGUCAGGACAACUAGUUAACAAUACUGCUCAAACAAUCAAUGACUGUGUCAUGGUCUUGCUCAAUAACAUGAAUAAAAGCAAUCCUAUUAGACUUCUAUUGAAAACAUUAUAUAAAUACCUUAUGAAAGUAACUCAUGAUAUGAAUCAAGGGCAAACUAAAUUAGCAUGUAGUGCAAUAGUUAAAUGUCUAAGCAUGCAUUCAGGAUCCGCACUGGCUUCAAUUAACAUACAAAGUAAACGUGGUGUAUGCCGAGAGUCUAUCGUUUUGAUGACGUUAGGUCUAAACAUUGAUGUAGCAUCGGGUAAACUGAAACUAGCCUCAAUUUUCUAUUGUACUGGUGAUAUUGAGAGGGCAGAAAUCAUUUUGAAAAACAUUGAAGAAAAUUAUGAUCUCCGUGUAGUUGUAUCAAUAUGUAAGUGCUACGAUUUUAAAGAAUCUAAACCCAAACAGGCAUUCAAUAAAUUAUGUUAUGAAGCAAAUAAUGAAUAUGCAUUGUUACAGAGUAUAACUGCGUCAUGUGUCAGGUUUCUACGAUGCGAAAUAAACUGUUGUCCGAAGGAACUCCAACAUGAAAUGUUCAGAUCACCGCAACAAGACAUCCCUUAUAGAGGUGAAUAUGAUGAAUGGAUGAAUAUGGCUGUGGUAGAUUCUCUGCCGUAUUUAUACUUUCUACAGUAUAAGACAUAUUCUCAUCUCAGAAGACAUCGUGAUAAACAGGCAGCCAUUUCCAACCUUGCGAAAUGCAUUACAGAGGAGCCAAAUUUCGGACACAAAGAAACAGCACUUAAUCUUCUAGGUCAGUGUAUGGAGCAAGAAAACAGAAUGGAUGCUGCUUUAAAGUGUUACCUGUUAUCUUUGCAAAUACGAGGCAGAAAUAAUGCUGCAAAGUUUCAUAUCUGUAGACUAGUGAGCUCCAUGUUGAGUCCAGGUUUGCGUUAAAAUGAAAAUGGAAGCACUAGGUUUCUGUGAGUGCGAACUGACGAUAUGAAAACAUGUUCUUUUUACAGAAAGGUUUAACUUGUCAUAUAUU